Messenger RNA from Gamsiella multidivaricata, 1090 nucleotides. Its product is annotated as chromatin assembly factor 1 subunit A-domain-containing protein. The coding region runs from base 43 to 1047 and encodes 334 amino acids. The transcript has 4 exons. Gene Ontology annotation, biological process: nucleosome assembly. The record is from RefSeq and is a predicted model, not a curated record. Lineage: Eukaryota; Fungi; Mortierellomycota; Mortierellomycetes; Mortierellales; Mortierellaceae. Gene Ontology annotation, cellular component: nucleus; CAF-1 complex.
UCUUAUUUUUCAACUGACAUACCAUAUUACCUUUAGACCGCUAUGCGAUUUGUAGGCUUUUUCAAGCCCAUGGCGCCUACGACCGCCAAAAAGGAUAGUUCACAGACAGCUACCAAGAACGACGCUACUGCACCCUCACUUUCGGAGCUCUUUCAUCCUUUCCAUAUUAAGAAAAACACCACGCUCGCGCCCGUCAAUCGAUUUGCAAAGGCCAUUUCCAAAGAGACGAUCGACAUAGAAAUCAAACUGGACAUGAAGUCAAGCACGGAUGAAACCUCUGAUAUGGAGGUGGACUCGGAUCACAGAGAACUACCCUCGGCAACUGACAGAGCAACAGCCAGGAAAAAAAUAUCAACUCUUUUCUCCAAGGCACCACGAGCUGAUUGCAGAGCCUCUCAGCAGCGGAAAAAGAACCUGCCAUCUCGCUAUAGACAAAUGACCGUACCUGAAGUGAUUCAGUCUGGCCUGUUGCUCCAGGAUGAAGACGAAAAUACCGAUUACAACAUGCUCACUUGGAAUGAAAUCCCCUCGCUCCGUAUGAGGCUGCUUCAGUACGCAGAGAAUUAUCGCCCAGCAUACUUUGGUACAUGGUCCAAACGCAGCAAAUAUGUUACUGGGCGCCGGUUCCUGGGCAAGGAUACUGAGCUGAUCGAUUAUGAUUUCGAUAGCGAGGCCGAAUGGGAGGAAGACGAGGAGGGCGAGGAGUGCAAGAGCGACGAUGACGAGGAAGACAUUGAGGAUGCUGGCAGCGAUCAAGACGAAGAGGAUGACUGGCUGGUCCCAGAAGGAUAUCUCUCUGAGGACGAAGGACUGGAUGCAGGUGAAGAGGGUGGCUCAAAACCAGACAUGUCCUCUCAAAAGAAAUCGAAGGAGCAACGACGCCCCGCUCUUGCCCAAAUGACGCCCAUUAUCGUUGGUCCGGUGUUCGAGACCACUCUUGGAGAGUGCUCCACCCACCCUGCCCUGGAGCCCUACCACAUCGAAUUCCUUGGAGGUAAACAACAAAUCUCUAACGGAAUAUGUUUCGUGCGCACAUCCAUGGUUUAACCGACGGUAACUAAUUUGAUCCGCGCCUCUUAUCGUACAUUUG